GCCGGGAUCAUGGAUUUCGUGCCUCCUCCAGAUGAGGCCUGAGCCAUGCCCUGGGGUGAUUUGGCUCAGUACAGUGGGCCUGAAUGAAGCAAGCUGAAUUUGAACCCCGCCUGCUGUCUUUCUAGGCUUUGGGGCAGUGGUCAUUUCCGGGACCAGGCCUUUUCAUUGCCAGCUGACUACCCAGCACUUUGAGCUCAUGAAUAGAGUAAGCAGGGAACCAUCCCUGGGAAGGCCAGGCUGAUUGACCUAGGGGUUCAAGGUCCUGCAGCAUUCCUUUCCCCCUUGUCAGGAAAGGGUGGGGCAGAGCCUCCUGGAGGCAAUGUUGAGGGUGGCUGAACCUGUGUGGGGCUGCCCUGAACGAAGCUUUUAAAAAAAAAAAUAGUGGUGCAUUUGGUGCCCAAGUACACUACUUUGUAGACAUGGGUCAGAGGUGGACUUAAUGCUUCACUGGUGUUUCUGUGAGCCAGUAGGGCUUAAACUGUGUCCCUGUAGUUGGUGACAUUUGGUAUUUGCGGUUGUGAUUAUUUGUGUGACCCCCAUGAGUCUGCAGUUUGUAAUCUAUAAUUUUCUGCGGGAUAUCCAUUGCAAAAGCUGAGGUCUCAAAACCUUUAGUAUACAAGUCAUGCACCACAAAAUGACAGCGGAGGACCACGUUAUAUGACAGUGGUCCCAUGCACAAAUACUUACUGUGUUAGUUGCCUACAGUAUUCAUACUGUAACAUGCUGUACAGGUUUGUAGCCUAAGAGCAACAGGCUGUACCAUAUUGCCUAGGUGCGUAGUACACCUUACAAUGUAGGUUUGUGUAAGUUUGCCCUAUGAUGCUCACACAAGGACCAAAUUGCCAAAUGACACAUUUCUCAGAAUGUGUCCCUGUUGUUAAGUGACUCAUGACUGUUGCUUUAUUUCAUUUUGUGGGGUAAACUAUGCACAUAUUAUGUACACUGGCAGACAUAGCUCCUAAGUGUCCACUUCUACAGGCUUCCCUGGUAGAUCAGAGUCUAGCUAGGAAGACAGUGCUUCCUGAGACCCUCAGGGCUAUCUCAGUCAGCCAGCUAGCAAACAUUUAAGCUACUGCACUAGGUAUCUUAGGGAGCAAGUCCACAGAUAAAGGGCAGGGAUGGGAAGGGACUGGUGAUCUGGACUGGGCUAGUCAUAGAGGAGUCUCCAAAUUGAUGUUUUUAUUAAGUGACAAUCUCCGUGAGUUGGGAAGGAAAGAAGAAACGCUGACCAUUUUUGAGGACCUUAUGAAUAUGCCAGGCAUUGUGCUAAAUAAAGGAAAUGGCAAUCAAAGGAAAUGAAGGCAUCAAAGGAAAAGAUGUGUUUGAGAAAUGCCCCAUGGCCCAGUGUGUUUGGAGCUAAGUGGAGACAAGUCCAGAGGAUGAGACUGGGACCAGAUGAUGGGACCUGGUCCCGUUUGUGGACUCACUGCCCACCACUCGCUGAAGGAUAGAAGUGGAAUUACUGGGCAAAGGGCAUUCAGAUUUGAGAGAAGUAGCCCCAGAAAUAAAAGCAUCAGAGAGACGAACAGCUGUGGCCAUUGCAGAUUUGGAAUGGAGAGAAAUGGAAGGAGAUGAUUGCGAGUUCCGUUAUGGAGAUGGUACAAAUGAGGCUCAGGACAAUGAUUUUCCAACAGUGGAGAGAAGCAGGCUUCAAGAAAUGCUGUCACUUUUGGGCCUAGAGACGUACCAGGUCCAGAAACUCAGCCUCCAGGACUCUCUGCAGAUCAGUUUUGACAGUAUGAAGAACUGGGCCCCUCAGGUUCCCAAAGACUUGCCCUGGAAUUUCCUCAGGAAGUUGCAGGCCCUCAAUGCUGAUGCCAGGAAUACCACCAUGGUGCUGGAUGUGCUCCCAGACGCCAGGCCUGUGGAGAAGGAGAGCCAGAUGGAAGAGGAGAUCAUCUACUGGGACCCAGCUGAUGACCUUGCUGCCGACAUUUAUUCCUUUUCUGAGCUGCCCACCCCUGAUACGCCAGUGAACCCCUUAGACCUUCUCUGUGCCCUGCUGCUCUCUUCAGACAGUUUCCUGCAACAAGAAAUAGCGUUGAAAAUGGCCCUCUGCCAGUUUGCACUCCCACUCGUGUUGCCUGACUCGGAGAACCACUACCAUACAUUUCUGCUGUGGGCCAUGCGGGGCAUUGUGAGGACAUGGUGGUCCCAGCCCCCAAGGGGCAUGGGGAGCUUCCGGGAAGACAGCGUGGUCUUGUCCAGGGCGCCCGCCUUCGCCUUCGUGCGCAUGGACGUCAGUAGCAACUCCAAGUCCCAGCUUCUCAACGCCGUCCUCAGCCCGGGCCACAGGCAGUGGGACUGCUUCUGGCAUCGGGACCUCAACUUGGGCACCAAUGCCCGGGAGAUUUCGGAUGGGUUGGUAGAAAUUUCCUGGUUUUUUCCCAGCGGAAGGGAGGACUUGGACAUUUUCCCAGAACCUGUGGCCUUUCUGAACCUGAGAGGUGACAUCGGGUCUCACUGGCUGCAGUUUAAGCUCUUGACAGAAAUCUCCUCCGCUGUGUUUAUACUGACUGACAAUAUCAGUAAGAAGGAAUACAAAUUGCUGUACUCCAUGAAGGAGUCAACCACAAAAUACUACUUCAUCCUGAGUCCCUACCGUGGGAAGCGCAACACAAACCUGAGAUUUCUGAAUAAGUUAAUUCCUGUGCUGAAAAUAGACCACUCGCAUGUCCUGGUAAAGGUCAGCAGCACUGACAGCGACAGCUUCGUGAAGAGGAUCCGGGCCAUCAUUGGGAAUGUGCUGCGGGCACCCUGCAGGCGGGUAUCUGUGGAGGACAUGGCGCACGCAGCCCGCAAACUGGGCCUAAAGGUCGACGAGGACUGUGAGGAGUGUCAGAAAGCGAAAGACCGGAUGGAGAGGAUUACCAGGAAAAUCAAAGACUCGGAUGCCUACAGAAGGGACGAGCUGAGGCUGCAGGGGGACCCCUGGAGAAAGGCAGCCCAAGUGGAGAAGGAGUUCUGCCAGCUCCAGUGGGCCGUGGACCCCCCUGAGAAGCACAGGGCUGAGCUGAGGCGGCGGCUGCUAGAACUUCGAAUGCAGCAGAACGGCCAUGAGCCCUCCUCGGGGGUGCAGGAGUUCAUCUCGGGGAUCAGCAGCGCCUCCUUGAGUGAGAAGCAGUACUUCCUGAGGUGGAUGGAGUGGGGCCUGGCACGGGUGGCCCAGCCGCGACUGAGACAGCCUCCAGAGACGCUUCUCACCCUGAGACCAAAGCACGGGGGCACCACAGACGUGGGGGAGCCGCUCUGGCCUGAGCCCCUAGGGGUGGAACACUUCUUGCGGGAGAUGGGACAGUUUUAUGAGGCUGAGAGCUGUCUUGUGGAGGCAGGGAGGCUGCCGGCAGGCCAGAGGCGUUUUGCCCACUUCCCAGGCUUGGCCUCGGAGCUGCUGCUGACAGGGCUGCCUCUGGAGCUAAUCGAUGGGAGCACCCUGAGCAUGCCCGUCCGCUGGGUCACAGGGCUCCUGAAGGAACUGCACGUCCGACUGGAGAGACGGUCAAGGCUGGUGGUUCUGUCAACCAUCGGGGUGCCAGGCACGGGCAAGUCCACACUCCUCAACACCAUGUUUGGGCUGCGGUUUGCCACAGGGAAGAGCUGCGGUCCUCGAGGGGCCUUCAUGCAGCUCAUCACAGUGGCUGAGGGCUUCAGCCAGGACCUGGGCUGUGACCACAUCCUGGUGAUAGACUCCGGGGGCUUGAUAGGUGGGGCCUUGACGUCAGCUGGGGACAGGUUUGAGCUGGAGGCUUCCUUGGCCACUCUGCUCAUGGGACUGAGCAAUGUCACCGUGAUCAGCCUAGCUGAAACCAAGGACAUUCCAGCAGCUAUUCUGCAUGCAUUUCUGAGGUUAGAAAAAACGGGGCACAUGCCCAACUACCAGUUUGUAUACCAGAACCUUCAUGAUGUAUCUGUUCCCGGCCCUAGGCCCAGAGACAAGAGACAGCUCCUGGAUCCACCUGGUGACCUGAGCAGGGCUGCAGCCCAGAUGGAGAAACAGGGCGACGGCUUCCGGGCACUGGCAGGCCUGGCCUUCUGCGACCCUGAGAAGCAGCACAUCUGGCACAUCCCAGGCCUGUGGCACGGAGCACCUCCCAUGGCCGCAGUGAGCUUGGCCUACAGUGAAGCCAUAUUUGAAUUGAAGAGAUGCCUACUCGAAAACAUCAGGAACGGCUUGUCGAACCAAAACAAAAACAUCCAGCAGCUCAUUGAGCUGGUGAGACGGCUGUGAGUGUGCAGAGAAACCCAGUUCAGGUGUAGGAGGCUGCUGUGGGCAGCCCUGUCUGAUGGGGCACCUGUGUGGGGCUGUGCUCUGGUGCCUGAGGAUGGCUGGUGCCCAAUCGACAUGAGAAGACGAGCAAAAGACAGAGGGUUUGGAGUCUCCUCAACAGUGUUAAAAGAGGAAGUGACCUCACAGACCAGCUCAGAGAUGUUACCAGGAAUAUCACAGCCCCCAGGGUAGGGAGACAAGCAGCAGUUUGUUCUGUCUCAGCUCCUGUCAAGGAUCCUGCGGGGUGGGCCCUCUGUAUAGCUGCUCUCUGUCACUGGCCCCUGGAGUGGGAGCAGCAUCCUUAGUCACUGCAGGCCCAGGCGGGCAGGUGGUCCCAGGACAGAGGUGGGGAAGUUGUCCUGAGGAAGCAGAAAUAGGCCUUGCUCCCGCCCAACCCAAGGGCCUCCAGUGGACCAGCAUUCGAGAUGUGAGUGCCCGUGGUGUGCAAGGCACUCCCAUGGCACCGUAUUUAUUGACUGAUCUGUGAAGGCUUCCCUGACCCCUGCCCAGGAAGAGUUCACUGGUCGCUCUGUUGUGCCCCACAGCACUUUGUUAUACCUCUGCCACACACUUCACACAGCGUGUUGUAACUCAUGUGUUUACAUGUCUGUCCCCCAGACUGUGAGCUCCUUGAGGGCAGGGACUGUACAUUCUCCAGCUCUGUGUCCCCAGGGCCUGGCACAUUGUAGACGCUUAAUAAAUGUCUGUUAAAUGAA
This is a messenger RNA of Gorilla gorilla gorilla (western lowland gorilla), 4983 nucleotides long. RefSeq names its product upregulator of cell proliferation (gene URGCP). Bases 1562 to 4228 code for a protein of 888 amino acids. Gene Ontology annotation, molecular function: GTP binding. The transcript is spliced from 6 exons. NCBI's taxonomy places the organism in Eukaryota, Metazoa, Chordata, Mammalia, Primates, Hominidae. The record is from RefSeq and is a predicted model, not a curated record.